AUGCCUUCCUUCAAGACCGCCGUCACAUCGGCAGCGCUGGCCUACCUCACCAACGCUAAGACGAUCAAGAUCACCGCCACUAGCGACAACACUUUUGACCCUGACUCAAUUGACGCUGAUAAGAACGAUGUUCUUGAGUUCCACUUUGAGGCCAAGAACCACAGCGUCGUCGCUGGCGACUACCAGUACCCUUGCUCACCUUUAGAGCUCGGCACUGGCUUCUUCUCUGGCUUCGUCUCUACCGAUGAUGGCACCGCAGACGAGGUCUUCCAAGUCACUGUCAAUGAUACCGAGCCCAUCGCCUUCUACUCCUCCCAGGGCGAUGAGUGUGCAGAUGGCAUGGUCGGCAUUGUGAACCCUUCCAAAAAUAAGACCCUCAAUGACUACAAGGAACGCGCCUCGGAACUCAGCAUGGCGGUCACUCCCGGUCGCACUAUGUAUGGUGGCAAGCUCGUUGACUCUGACGAUGCCGAUUCAAAAGAUGAUGACAGCGACGACUCGUCAAAAAGCAACGAUAGCGAUAACGAUAGCGCUGCCCGAUUCCUCCAGUCAUGUCUCGGAAGGGCGCGGUCAAUGGCAACUGUCGUCGUCACGGAGGAGGCCGGCCCGGACUUCGGACCAAUUCAGGAAUACGACAGGCGUGUCGAGGCGGGGCAACUGCGCAACGACGAGCAUCAGAGGGGUAUCAUCCAAAACCUACAGAACCUCCACGAAGAAUUGCGCAACUACAACGCGCCCCCGAUUGUGCCCCCCGAUAUCGAUUCUCUAAAGCCUGUUAAAAAGUCCGUUUUUUCGUCCCUCUUCGGAAAAUCCAAAGCUGCCUCUGCAAUUGGCGAGAUUCCAGAGGGUCUUCCCCGAGGUCUCUAUCUGUAUGGCGAUGUUGGAAGCGGCAAGACUAUGUUGAUGGAUCUCUUCUAUGAUACCCUGCCCAAGUCAGUCAAAACGAAGAAGCGAAUUCACUUCAACAACUUUAUGCAAGAGGUCCAGUUGCAAUCACAUCGUAUCAAAAUGCAACACGACAACGAUAUUGACGCCAUACCAUUCAUCGCCGCCCAGAUCGCGAAGGAUGGAAAUGUACUGUGUUUCGACGAGUUUCAGUGCACAGAUGUAGGCACUGCCAUGAUCUUGAGAAGAUUACUAGAAGCGCUCAUGUCGCAUGGCGUAGUGGUGGUUACGACAUCAAACCGACACCCCGAUGACUUAUACAAGAAUGGCGUUCAGCGAGAAUUUUUCAUCCCUGCCAUUGAGCUUCUAAAGAACCGACUCCACGUUAUCAACCUUGACUCGCCUACCGACUACCGCAAGAUCGCUCGCCCACUCUCGGGCGUUUACCACACCGCUCUCGACAGCCAUGCUAACGAUCACGCCGAGAAGUGGUUUCGAUUCCUUGGCGAUCCUGAGCAGCCUGGACCGCGCUCCGAAGUCCAGACGGUCUGGGGCAGAGAGAUUUUUGUCCCAAGAGUUAGCGGGCGGGCCGCGUGGUUCACCUUUGACGAACUCAUCCGGCAACCAAAGGCAGCUGCCGAUUAUAUUGAGCUGGUCCGAGCCUACGACUCCUUUAUUGUGACGGAUAUUCCUGGAAUGACCCACCAGCAGCGCGACCUGGCACGCCGCUUCAUCUUGUUCAUCGACGCCGUGUACGAGGGCAAUGCUAAGCUGAUUCUUACCACGGAGAAGCCCCUCACAGAGCUCUUUGUCUCCCGAGAUGAGAUUGCCGAGAGUCUGAUGCAACAAGGCGUAAAAGAAGACUCGGCCCAUGACCUGGAACACAGCAUCGAUAAGCUGAAAGACUCUGACCUGUUUGUCGGAUCAGAAGAGGCUUUUGCAUUCGCUCGAGCCCUAAGUCGAUUGCGCCACAUGGAGAGCACAGAGUGGGUAGAAAGGGGUAUGGGCCUGGAGGAGAAGGGCGGAAAAGAGGAUAAGGACAACUGGAACAAGACCAGGAGUCGGCAGAUGGAGGAUUCAAUGUGA
Molecule: messenger RNA, 1971 nt
Organism: Ilyonectria robusta
Lineage: Eukaryota; Fungi; Ascomycota; Sordariomycetes; Hypocreales; Nectriaceae
Product: AFG1-like ATPase-domain-containing protein
Exons: 5
Coding region: 1-1971 (656 amino acids)
Biological process (GO): protein quality control for misfolded or incompletely synthesized proteins
Cellular component (GO): cytoplasm; mitochondrion
Molecular function (GO): ATP binding; ATP hydrolysis activity
Source: RefSeq, a predicted model, not a curated record